Penicillium canariense is the source of this 1323-nucleotide messenger RNA. RefSeq lists its product as uncharacterized. Bases 1 to 1323 code for a protein of 440 amino acids. The record is from RefSeq and is a predicted model, not a curated record. Lineage: Eukaryota; Fungi; Ascomycota; Eurotiomycetes; Eurotiales; Aspergillaceae. The transcript is spliced from 3 exons.
AUGGCUCCCCAGAUCCGCCUCACGCAGCGGGACCCAAACACUACUCCGCUACCAUACACCGCGGCCCCGCUCUCCUUGCUAUGGAGCGACAUCUGCCUUUUCAUCCGGUAUGCAUGGGUUCUUCCGGCUCUCUUGUUUCCCCUUCGUCUGGGUCAAACGGAUGUGCUGGAUGAGCUUUAUCCGUCAUUCCAGGGUGUGCUAUCCCUAAUAAUGCAGGCAUUCCUCACCAUCUAUCAGCUGCUCUUCCUCCUCUCGCUGCCGUUUGUAAUUCUUUUCUUGACCCCCGCUCUCUGGAUGCUAUUUUACAUCGCCGCUGCGAUCAUCAUCAACUAUACAAUCUGCUUGUUUGUUCUCAAUGGGUUCCAGCGAGUACUGGUAUCCAAUGUCCCAGUAGCUGAACAGCCCCACCAUGGAAAAGAACGAUGGUUCUUCAUCAACGGCAUAGCCAGCGGUCGAUACUGGACGCAAAAUACUGUCAACCAACUAUCCUACACAUUCGGACGGAAAAUCACGGGAGGCUGGACCUAUCAGGCUGAUUUGAGUUACUUUUUGAGUGUCGGUCUUCCUUUCGAUCUCAUCGAAUGUUUGAUUCAACGCGACCUUACCUACGCUACUGGUGAUAUACGAAGAUCAUAUGUCCUUCUUAAAGAAGCACUGCUCGAUCCUGCCGUGGAAAAGGUGGUUCUUAUACUCCAUAGCCAAGGGGGUAUUGAAGGAGGUCUAGUCAUCGACUGGCUAUUAGAUGAAUUGCCCCAAGACCUCCUUCACCAGCUGGAGGUGUAUACGUUUGGGAAUGCCGCUAAUCACUUCAACAACCCUCAAUGCACAUUUCAAGGGCCAGUUGAAACCAACCAUUCCGGGUGUGCGCCGUCAGUUAGAAGAUCGAUUCGCUACAUUGAGCAUUAUGCCAACUCAAGGGAUACGGUGUCCCGCGUGGGUGUACUGCGAUUCGCCUACCUUCCAAAUCGAUACCUUGGCCGAUUGUUCAUUCGACCCGGGUCAGGCCAUCUGAUGAAUCAGCACUAUUUAGACAGCAUGUUUACCCUUGGGGCUGAUGGAAGGGUGCUGGAGUCUAAUCCAUUCAUGGACAUGGAAGUAGAGACAAAACCAGACGUCCUACUUGAGAGCAGUAAAAAGUCUCUGGGCAACACCAGCGGUCAUAAAGAGGAGACAUUAUCUCCUAUUGCAGGAUCCGUGGGCCAUACUCAAAAGCGGAUUGUUGUCCAAGAUGUUGUCCAUCAAGUCUUACGUGUUAAAGACUUCAGCCGCCUCUGGCGAUACAGAGACGGGAGAUCUCCGGAGACACAAGAGGCUGUGUGGUAG